AUGAGUAGUGUACUUAAUUUAAAUAUUGAAUGGACUUCAGAAAAUUUCUUAAAUUAUAUUGAACAUAGUCUCUACGGCUGUGUAGAAGAUUGGUACGAUGGAAUAGAUGAAGAAGUAAAGACUGCAUUAAGAGCUAGUGAAUCACCUACAAGAAUGUUUAGGCAGUUAUGUCGAUAUAUUGAGUUAGAGUUCAUUGGUCUUAGAGCCGAUCCUAAUGAGAAACAAAUGGAAUAUCAAAGAAAGUUAAGUAAUUUAUCCAUCUGUAAUAUGAAAUAUGUUGAUGAUUAUAUUAUGGAAUUUGAAACAUAUUAUUAUAAAAUUGGUGAAAAUGAAACAAAUCUUGGAAUGUUCUACGACAAAUUACCCAGUCCUCUUAAUGAAGAGAUUAGUGAAAAAUAUCAAGAAUGGAGAGAGAAAUUUUUAGCUAGGGAUGCCCUAGGUAAUAUAAUUGCUUUCCUUAGAAAGUGGAUUGAAAAGAAGUGUAGAGAGGUUGCAGGAACUCAACAAAUGAAGAGACAAUUUCUCACUUGUUGGGAUUUCCCAAAUAACUAUGGAUGUGAAAGAAAAAACUAUAAUAAAAGAAAGAGCUAUAAGAAAAAUAAAUUUGACCGAUCAAGAGGAGAAACCUAUAAGAAGAAGUAUUAUAAAUAUAAAUAUAGAAAGCCAAGUAGGUUUUUCAAAAAGGCAACAUAUUGUCCUGAGAAAAAGAAAACAUGCAAGUGUUGGUCUUGUGGAGAACUAGGACAUUAUGCUAAUGAAUGUAAGAAAGCUAAUCAUAAACUAAUGGAAGCCUUAGAAAGUUGGGAUUACAUAGAAAUACCAGAAGACGAGGCUUUAGAAUUGGCUUUAAAUAACAAUAAAGGAAUAGUAGAGAUCGUAGAAGAGGAAAAUGAGUAUAAUGAAGAACCUGAAGUUAAUGAUGAGUUUGAAGAUGAAAAUUAUGAAGAAAUAAAUAACAUGAUGGAAGGAGAAGAAUUAGAAAAUUCAGAAUCAGAUGACAAUGAGGAAGAUAAAAGCAAAAUGAAAAAUAGGUCAACUAAAAAGAGCUGA
Molecule: messenger RNA, 1050 nt
Organism: Chenopodium quinoa (quinoa)
Lineage: Eukaryota; Viridiplantae; Streptophyta; Magnoliopsida; Caryophyllales; Amaranthaceae
Exons: 1
Coding region: 1-1050 (349 amino acids)
Molecular function (GO): zinc ion binding; nucleic acid binding
Source: RefSeq, a predicted model, not a curated record